AUGAACGCCCUUGUCUUUAUCACCGGAGCCACCGGCUUCAUUGGCUCACAGGUUGCCCUUGCUACGCUCGAAGCAGGCUAUCGUGUGCGUCUCUGUGUUCGCAAACCCGACCAAAAACAGCUUCUUGAAGAGCGGUACUCGAGAUUUGCAUCCAAGGUCGAAGUUGCCCUUUUGCCAGAUAUCACCAACACUUCUGCUUUCAUCGGCUUGCUGAAUGGAGUCGACUAUGUCUUCCAUCUGGCGUCUCCAAUGCCUGGAAAAGGCUCUGAUUUCCAGGCCGACUAUGUCCGUCCAGCGGUAGAAGCAACCCAAGCGAUUCUGCACGCUGCUUUGCGUUAUCCCCAGAUUCAAAAGGUCAUUAUCAUGUCCUCGGUUCUGGCCUUGCUGCCCCCGACGGCAGCCGGCUCUCCCAGUGUUUCGGUAAAAGGUGAGCGUUCUAUCUUCUCAGGAAAGGAAAGAGACCAUAGGCUAACACAACACUUCCCAGACAACACCGGAGAAGUCAUUCCAAUCGAACUCGAUAUGUCAUUUCCAGAAGGAUUCAUGGGAGAAGGAGUAAAGUAUUCCGCGUCCAAAGUCCUCGCCCACCAAGCAACGCGAGACUUCCUAAAGCAAUUCAAACCCCAAUACACGCUCCUCACCUUCCAUCCAACCUUUGUGCUAGGUGACAGUCUCAUACAGGAGAGCGCCAAAGACAUCGACGGCAUGAAUGCCUUUUUCUGGUCGUCGCUCUUUUCAGAGAAGCCAGGUCUCAAGAAUGCCUGGGUUCAUGUUCGGGAUGUUGCUGAGGCUCAUGUCAAAGCACUGCGUGUCUCUAUUGAAACAGGCACUGAGUUUAUUCUGUCCGCUCCUCCGGUGAGCUGGGAUCAAGCUGUCGAGCUGAUCAAGAGAGAUUAUCCUCAGGUGGGGUGUAAGAUUCAGUCGCCUGUGGAGGGCGGAUGGAAUGUUGAUACUUCGAGUGCGGACCGUCUUUUGAUGAUCAAUUGGAGAUCGAUGGAAACGAUUAUCAAAGAUGUUCUUGAUCAACAAUUGGGGUUUGAAGAGAGGGAGUGA
This is a messenger RNA of Penicillium nucicola, 1053 nucleotides long. RefSeq lists its product as uncharacterized. Lineage: Eukaryota; Fungi; Ascomycota; Eurotiomycetes; Eurotiales; Aspergillaceae. The record is from RefSeq and is a predicted model, not a curated record. The transcript has a single exon. Gene Ontology annotation, molecular function: oxidoreductase activity, acting on the CH-OH group of donors, NAD or NADP as acceptor. Bases 1 to 1053 code for a protein of 350 amino acids.